Molecule: messenger RNA, 1724 nt
Organism: Oryza brachyantha (malo sina)
Lineage: Eukaryota; Viridiplantae; Streptophyta; Magnoliopsida; Poales; Poaceae
Exons: 2
Coding region: 144-1427 (427 amino acids)
Source: RefSeq, a predicted model, not a curated record
CAGCGUGCGACUUGUUUUGCCCGAACGCCACAUUAGGGUUUCCUACUUCCGGGCGCACCAUGGCUGACGCCGCCGCCGCCUUUCCUCUUACCUUCUUCUUCCUAUCCGACUACACCCAACCAAACUGAAGGCCGGCGGCCUCCAUGGCGAGCUCCACCGCAGAUCCAGAUCCAGCCGCAUCUUCCACUCCUCUUCACCCGUCAAUCCUCUUCGACGCCCAUGCCUACAUCGGUGACCGCCCCAACGGUACCACUGCGGAAGAAUUGACGAGCAGCAAUCGUUCCAUCCAGGUGUCCAUUUGGGCUGCUGCGCCGCCGAGCCCCUCCCGCUUGUUCGUGCACAUCCCCAACCUGGACCCCGACUUGUUCUGCGAUGAGGCCCAUAUUGUGUGCAGCGCCGAUGGCGUUCUCCUCCUCCGCGUCUGCAUCGUCUGGCCCAAAAUUCCAUUGCAGAAGAAGAAGAAGGAGGAGGACUACUUCAUCUACCGGUACCAGGCUGGACGGCCGUCGCUUCGGCGGCUCCCUAAGCCCCUCCCCUUCAAUGACGACGAAGCUGGGCUCCUUCCCCGUGGUGAGCACUUCACAAUCGCUGUGCUAUCCGUGUCUCUAAACGGGUUCAACCUCCAAUUGUUCAAGUCUGAGACCUGGAACUGGACCAAUGUCAGCAAAGUGCCAGUAGUGACAAAGCAGAGACCAUUUCCUAUCCAAAUCCCCAGGAACGCUGCUCGGCUCAACAUGCAUAUUACAACCACGGUGAUCACGCUUGGAGGUAAAGGUGGCACAAUGGGCUGGGUUGAUCUCUGGCGCGGUAUCCUGUUUUGUGAUGUGUUAAGCGCCACCCCCACACUCCGUGGUGUUCCCUUGCCGCUGCCGUCUGCCUUGAUCAAUCACCACAAGGGAAUCGACGGCUGCCCUAAGCCAAAUAGGGGCAUUGCUGUUGUUGAUGGUUGCCUCAGGAUGGUUGAAUUGGAUGUUCAUGGUGAAAUACUUCCUAAUCAUGACCCUGAAACUGGGCUCCAUAAUUUUAGAGUCGAUAACUGGGAGCUCUGCAUGUAUACCAACAGGAGGAUCACUGGUGCUUGGGAGGAUUGGCAAUUGGAGCACAGAGUUGAAGCUUCUAACAUCAAUAUUGACCCAGCAAUGCAUUGGAAAUUACGGCAUUCGGGAUUGCUCUAUAAUAAAACAGAGGAAGGCAAAGAAAGGAAGUUGCAGAACCUCCUCCCAUGUCAACCUACUCUCAGCCUGGAUGAUCAAGGUGCUGUUUACUUGCUGACCAAGGUCAAAUUCAUGCAACCUGAGGCUUGGGUUCUUGCUGUUGAUGUUAAGGGCAACAAAAUACAAGCACUGGCUGAGUUUGGCAUUGACAGAACAUUGGGUUUAUCCCUCGCGUAUUGUCCUAGUAGGAUCUCCAGUUAUAUGGAUGCAUGAACUACUCCAGCAGGGGUUUGUGCUAGUUCCUUGGAUGCGGUACCAGGUAGCAACUUAGGACGCUUGAUGAACCAGUCAGAGCAAGUUGACGAUGGGAAAUCAAGUGCAGCAUAAAUAUGUUAUACUGAAGGUAUGGUGCAUUGCAUCAAAGAUCUCAAAGGUGUGUUACUUUGUAACCACGCUGGGGACAUUUUUUGGCCUGUAAUGUUGGAGAAAAUAUUCUCUAUAUUCGCUACUCUGAAUUUGAACCUACUCGAAUGCUGUCCAGAUUAUUUUUGUGAUGUUGCAUGAAAAUUA